Messenger RNA from Callithrix jacchus (white-tufted-ear marmoset), 3352 nucleotides. RefSeq names its product NmrA like redox sensor 1 (gene NMRAL1). Lineage: Eukaryota; Metazoa; Chordata; Mammalia; Primates; Cebidae. The record is from RefSeq and is a predicted model, not a curated record. Gene Ontology annotation, cellular component: nucleus.
CUGAUUUUUGAAUUUCAGUAGAGAUGGGGUUUCACCGUGUUGGCCAGCCUGGUCUCGGACUCCUGACCUCAAGCGAUCCGCCCACCCCUGCCUUCCAAAGUGAUGGGAUUACAGGCGUGAGCCACGUGCCCGGCCCAGAAGCAGACAGGCCCAGCGCAAAGGCUGCAAGGCGGCCCCGGCAGCUUUUGCAGGACGAUGAAUGCACCCAGAGCACUGCGCUCAGAAGGUCACAGGUAAACCCGCGUCCGGACUAACCGGCUGCCCCGACACCUGACCCUUCCCAGUCUGACUCUGCUCCAAGGCGUACCAGGGUUCACUCGCGAAGUCACCACACCGACUCAAGGGGCACUUCCGACAGAGAUGGGGUACUGGAGGAAGGGCAGAUGCCAACGGCCAACGCCAACAGCCUGGGAAGCCGCCAAGGCGGGCUCCAAUCUCUGCCGGCAGCCCCCGUCCGCACCGCUGACGUCCCCAGCUACGAGGGUCACCUCGCCCCGCACCGCAGUGACGCUAGGAGGGGAUGGGCCCAACAGGGAAGCCCCAGGGAAACGCUCAGCCCUCCCCGCGCCCCCGAGACGACUUCUGAAGAGCGGCGUCCGGGGUUUCGCCCUCCCCUCACAGCCCCUCCACGCCUGUUCCUGACUGCCUGCCUGGCCUCACCCGGCUUCCGGCCGCCCCCUGCCAGUCUCCCCUCAGGCCCGCAUCGGAGACGCAGAGGGCUGUGGCCCCGCCGAGCGCAGCUCCGAAGGCCUGCACCGAGGCAGGGCCCACGGAGGACACGGCGCGGCCCAAGGAGCCAAACGGAAGGAGGGCCCCGGGAGGGCGCAGACUGCUUACCUGCCGCAGGUCGCUGUCGCCCGUCCGCCAGCCACCAGUCAGCGUGCCCGUCAGCGACUCCCUCCCGCACCGCUGUCCGCGCAGCCCAGCGGGCGGGCGCGAGACCGGCGCGACGUGAGCACGCAACGCGGGGUGGGGCCUGCGGAGGACACGCCCUUUGUAGCGGGCACGCCCUCGCGAGAAGCUGGAAGCGGAAUACGCUGCUUCUCCAGGUCCCUGGAGGUUGCAGACUCAGGCUCUGCUUAGCGCGAUGGAGUCUCGCUCUGCUGCCCAGGCUGGAGUGCAAUGGUGAGGUCUCAGCUCAAUGCUACCUCCGCCUCCCAGUUUCAAGCCAUUCUCCUGCCUCAACCUCCCGAAUAGCUGGGAUUACAGGCACCUGUCACCCCACCUGGCUAACUUUUUAUAUUUGUAGUACAGACAUGUUUCACCAUGUUGGCCAGGCUGCUCUUGAACUCCUGACCUCAAGAUCUGCCCACCUCAACCUCCCAAAGUGCUGGGCUUACAGGCUUGAGCCACCAUGCCCAACCUAAUCACUCUUUUUUUUUUUUAUGAUGCACUGUCUGCUUUCAUAAUAUCUUAAGCAAUUCUUAAACAAGAGCUUAUGAUUCCAGUGUCAGAGAUCCUAACUACAGGAACAAUGGGGAGGCAAAAGGUCAGUUAUCAGUGACUUUCAUUACAAGGAAGUGGGUCAAAGUACAGUAAGCCUGAUUCGUGCUUAAUUAUAUGUCUGUCCAGAAUUCUUGUUAACCAUGUGAGGAAGGCUCAAAUAUAUUCAUUAUGGUCCCCUUCCCUUUUUUUAAGAGAUAGGGUCACCAUGCGCGGUGGCUCACCCCUAUAAUCCCAGCACUUUGGGAGGCCGAGGCGGGUGGAUCACGAGGUCAAGAGAUCGAGACCAUCCUGGUCAACAAGGUGAAACCUCGUCUCUACCAAAAAUACAAAAAAUUAGCCAGGUAUGGUGGUGCGUGCCUGUAAUCCCAGCUACUCGGGAGGCUGAGGCAGGAGAAUUGCCUGAACCCAGGAGGCGGAGAUUGCGGUGAGCCGAGAUCGCGCCAUUGCACUCCAGCCUGGGUAACAAGAGCGAAACUUCGUCUCAAAAAAAAAAAAACGAGAGAUGGGGUCUUAAUUUGUCACCCAGACUGGAGUACAGUGGCACAAUUUUGGCUCACUGCAGGCUUGACCUCCUGGUCUCAAGCAAUCCUCCUGCCUUGGCCUCCCAAACCACUAGAAUUACAGGUAAGCCACUGCACCAAGCCCAGGGUCAUUUUUUAGUUUGCUUUUUAGUUUUUUGUUUGUUUGUUUUUAGACUAGUCUCAUUUCUGUUGCCCACACUGGAGUGCAGUGGCCUGAUCUCGGCUCACUGUAGCCUUGGCCUCCCGGGUUCAAGCAAUUCUCUGCCUCAGCCUUCUGAGUAGCUGGGAUUACAGGUGCCCACCACCACACCCGGGCUAAUUUUUUUGUAUUUUUAGUAAAGACAGGGUUUCACCAUCUUGGCCAGGCUGCUCUUGAACUCCUGACCUCGUGAUCCACCUGCCUCGGCCUCCCAAAGUGCUGGGAUUACAGGCCAGGAAUUCAAGACCAGCCUGGCCAAUAUGGUGAAACCCUGUCUCUACCAGAAAUACAAAAAUUAGGUGUGGUGGCAUGCACCUGUAAUCCAAGCUACUCAGGAGACAGGCAGGAGAGUUGCUUGAACCAAGGAGGCAGAGGCUGCAGUGAGCCAAGAUCGUGCCACUUUAGCCUGAGGGACAGAGUGACACCCUGUCUCAAAAACAUAGAAAAUAAAAUAAAAAUUUUAUAAGUGAGUUAGGCAAGGAAGAAAUCCAGCGGACAAGGCCUCAAGGGAUAAAAGUCAUAGACAUAGCUUUAAUUAUUUUUACCUGACACCCAAUACCUGAAAAUUCAGGUGUUCAUGUGUGCUAUAGCUGGAACCUGAGCAACGCCAUUUUAUAAAAGACAAAGCUGUUUUCCAAAAAUAAGUUGUAACGGCUGCCCCAUUCUCCUCACAAUGACUGCUAACCUUGGCUUCUGUAAAUAAAACUGCUUACCUUUUCUUACCAGUGCCUGCCAGAAUUGUUGGCCUUUGCUUACCAGAAUAAGCAGCCCAAGCUAAUUCCAUCCUGGCCCCUGCGACUUGCAAUAAGUAACUAAAAUCUGUGGAUUCCACUACUGCCCAGACCAUGUGUAAACUAACGCUUAUCUUGACUUCUGUAAACCACUUAGGUAGCAAUCGAAGUGACAAGUCCCCUAGCCCUUGGAAUGUCCGGAGACCCGCACCCUCCUCUCUGCUGGGGAGGUGCCCCCUGGCCUUCAGAAUGUCUGAAUCCCUUCACCCCCACCCCCGCCCCACAGGCUCACCCCGGAGGUGGUUUACGGGCAUAAAAAGGUCUUGUCACCCUCCAUUCGGGGCCACUGGUUGGAGAAACUUGAGUCCUCCGUGGUCGCCGGCAAUUAAGACCCUGCAAUUUGGCAUAUUUUUGUCUUGUGUUAAUUUUAUAAUCUCUCAUUUAAAUACUUCACA